Messenger RNA from Zasmidium cellare ATCC 36951, 1518 nucleotides. RefSeq lists its product as uncharacterized. The record is from RefSeq and is a predicted model, not a curated record. Gene Ontology annotation, biological process: regulation of DNA-templated transcription. The coding region runs from base 1 to 1518 and encodes 505 amino acids. Gene Ontology annotation, molecular function: zinc ion binding; DNA-binding transcription factor activity, RNA polymerase II-specific. Gene Ontology annotation, cellular component: nucleus. NCBI's taxonomy places the organism in Eukaryota, Fungi, Ascomycota, Dothideomycetes, Mycosphaerellales, Mycosphaerellaceae. The transcript has 6 exons.
AUGUCGGAAGAAAGCAGCGCCUUGAAACAAGAGGGCGCCGGAUCCUCAAUGCGUGCAGGCAAGAGGUCGACAACCUUAGCGGCAUGUCGUCGCUGCCGCCAGCGGAAGAAGCGGUGCGAUGGCAACCGGCCCACCUGCUCUGAGUGCGAAAGAUCAAAUAUUGCAUGCGAUUAUAAAGCUGUCGCUGCAAACGAGACCAGAGGUCGUGCAGCCAGGCGACACACUGCCGCGCUGCAGAUGCAACUCGACGAGAUUGCCGCGAGCCUGACUAGACUGAAGUUGAUGUCCCAUGACGAUGCGGUGUUCUAUCUGUCCACUCUAAGGUCGGCCAGUGACCCGGUUACUGUACUGCGAUCGGUGGGCAAUGGAAUUCCCACAUUGCCAGUAUCCGUUUCGGAAUCUUCCAAUAUUCUCAGAAUACUCCAUUCCACGCGGACGGGACUGGAUUGCGCUCUUGGGCUGGAGCAUCCGAAGCUCUACCCUCUACUUCCCAUGGAGACUGGCGCGUCCAAGGAGGCCGUUAGUCAGGAAAUCUCACCAGCGUCGCGAACGAGAUUCGAUAAGACAACCUAUGCUGCGGUCGAACCGGUCGCAGUCUCUUUCGCAGGCCACUUCAGAACAGCUGCUCUACGGCUUUCAAAAGCUCUGGGAAACGAUGAGUCAAUCAUGAACGUUGCCUCACUGUUUUGCUUAACAGUUGGCUCUAUCUGUUCUGGCGACGAUGCUGGCGCGAAAGACCAUCUUCGUAGCUCUCUGCGGAUGUCCGUCGCCCUGCGACUGCAUGGCAAGGACAGUGCUGACCCAACAGAAUUGGGCCUAUUCGCCCCCGAUUGGCUCAGUGCAUAUUCUCAUGUUGCUUGGAGCUCCUAUAACUUUUGUUGUAUAUACAUCUCCCACUAUCGAAGCAAAGAUUGGAUGGAUUUCCAUUCUGUUUGCAUAUCUGGAUCCAGAGAGUCCUGCAUCUCAAGGCCUUCCGCUCUCAUUCGCCGAGGAGAGGUAUCAAAAGCUGCUGGAAUGGGCGGAUCGACUCCCUGCGGCACUCGCUUUGUCGAACGACACGCCGCAUCACGCGGCAAUCCUGCAAUCAGCAUGUCUUUCCAUUCGAUGGUCAUGGAGCUUUUCCGCCCCUUCCUAGGCAGGAAGUUGAGACUUGCGUGGUUUCCGUAUCCUGGCACUGCACCAGAAGAAGUGUUCGUAUCCUCCGCUAACCGCAUGGUCGAGCUUUUCCGCUUCUACCACACCAAAUUCAAAGACACAUCGUUCGCUCACACGAUUACGUGGCUUAUCGCACCCGUCUACACCGCACACAUAUCCCUUAAAGGCGUCGCAGACACUUUUGACCAACGACGUCUGGACUUCCAAUUGUGCGCAGAUGCCCUCAUGGGUCUCGGCGUGGUGGCCCCUAUGAAAGAAAGUAUCGUGAGGGGAAUCAUGAACAUGGCAAUUCAAGGAGGGUUGUUUGACGUAAGAGAGUCGAAAAAGGUGCUGGCGAAGGUAUUCGAGGGUCAUGCACAGUAG